GUCCUCGUGCGCUUAAUUUCCGCGACUUCCCACACAGUGAAGUUGCGUCCAGCGCAAGCAGUUUGCUGCAUAGUCCACACGGUGUUCUGACAGUGCUCUCAGACUGUCCGUCGCGGUCCCGAAUUGUGGAAGUCGCGACUCUCGCUCAGCUUAGGUUUGUCCGUUGAAUCGCAGCGGAUAUCGAUCUAUCCGCGAGGAACAACCGGAUUGUCUGGCUCGACCUCCAACUGCUGCCAGUUCAAUCCACGUCGCUCUUGAAGAAUGGAGGCAUUCAGCGGCGAUGCUUUUAAUGUGCCCGACUCGACGGACUGGCUCGGGACGCCGCUUGCAUGCCUUAUGCAGCUUGAACAAGCUUUCCGCUGUCACGUCUGCAAAGAUUUCUACAACUCGCCCAUGAUCACAUCAUGCAACCAUACGUUUUGCUCCAUAUGCAUCCGGCGGUGUUUAUCGGUCGACGGCAAAUGCCCGCUGUGUCGGGCCUCGGACCAGGAAUCCAAGUUACGGGGGAAUUGGGCGUUGCGGGAGGCUGUGGACGCCUUCGUCCAGUCGCGCGAUGUCGUACUUCAACUCGCAAAAACUCCGGUCGAAAGCGCCACGUUGAGUUCGCCCAAACGGAAAGCGAUAGAUCUAGAUGAGCAAAUGGAGGAUCAACCGGAAACCAAAAGACCCAGGAUGACCACGAGGUCAAGCAAGGCGAAAGCGGCAGAGGCGACUGCCGCGAUUGUGCGUGAAGAGGUCGACGUGGCGGAGAGUGAAGAGACAGCAGAUUACGAGCCAGAACUAGAUGACGGCCUCGUGGCAUGUCCGAUAUGCUGGUCGCGGAUGAAGCCCUGGCAAGUUGACAGACACCUUGACACCAACUGCCCGGGUUCCCCUCAGCCCAAAGCGGCGUCAUCAUCUACGGCGAACAGCCGCGGAGGCAGCAGCUUCGGCACAGCUCGGCCUCCAUUUCAGAACCCGCCGACACCGACGAAGCCGCCAGAGCGACUUCCGGCGCUAGCAUAUUCCAUGCUCAAAGACACGGCGCUCCGCAAAAAGAUGGCCGAGCUGGGGCUCUCUACACAGGGUUCACGGCAGAUGCUGGAGAAGAGGCACCAGGAGUGGGUCACUAUAUGGAACGCCAACUGCGACUCGGCACGGCCCAAAAAGCGCUCCGAGCUAUUGCAUGACCUGGAGGUGUGGGAACGGACGAUAGGCACACGGGCGCCGACCAUGUCACGCUCGGCCAACUUGGGCGCCCAGAUCAAAGACAAGGAUUUUGACGGGGCUGCGUGGGCUGCAAAACAUGACACAUCCUUCAAGGAUCUCAUUGCCAAAGCGCGCAGUUCGAAGAACAAGGUUCAUCAAAAGGGGGACGAGGUUAGCAAAUCCGAGGAAAGUUCGGCGACGCCCGACUCAGGGCGAAGCGACGGAGACCGGAUGGGUUUGCCAUCACCAGUGCCAGAGCUACCAAAACCAAAAGCAAACGUGGUUGAUCUCACGGGCCUACCACCAUCCAGCCAGCCGGAGCCGCCUGACUCGCCGACGGAGGCCGGACAACAGCUCACACAGACAAGACAUCCGGAGAACGGGCUGCCUCAUCUCUUCCAAGUGGAGAGCAUAGUUAAUCAUAAUUCGUCGGGGGAGGCAGAGGGCACACGCUCAUGAAACCAUG
Chaetomium strumarium is the source of this 1654-nucleotide messenger RNA. RefSeq lists its product as uncharacterized. Gene Ontology annotation, biological process: DNA damage tolerance; protein monoubiquitination. The record is from RefSeq and is a predicted model, not a curated record. NCBI's taxonomy places the organism in Eukaryota, Fungi, Ascomycota, Sordariomycetes, Sordariales, Chaetomiaceae. Gene Ontology annotation, cellular component: Rad6-Rad18 complex; nucleus. The transcript has 2 exons. Bases 262 to 1647 code for a protein of 461 amino acids. Gene Ontology annotation, molecular function: single-stranded DNA binding; ubiquitin protein ligase activity.